Molecule: messenger RNA, 1077 nt
Organism: Schistosoma intercalatum
Lineage: Eukaryota; Metazoa; Platyhelminthes; Trematoda; Strigeidida; Schistosomatidae
Source: the annotation of a GenBank genome assembly
AUGUUGCUAAAAUUAUCGAAACCAAAGAACCACGACUCCAAGGAGCUUUUACAAAAUGCCCUUAAGGAUUUACACUUAAUUGUAUCUGAAAUAAAACACAGUCUAUGUCCAGCGUUUCCAGCAUUUCAAGAUUUGCUACGCUAUCAGUUUGAAUCUCAGGGAAAGCUUGUUCGUCCAUUGCUUGUUACUCUCGCAGCAGCGUGCGCAAAUUCACACAUAGAAUGCAACACUCCCCUUAUUGUAAGAUAUGAUUCAUCUGUAUCAAGCCAUGCUAGGAAUCUGGCAUAUUUAGUCUCUCCCAAACAACAUGAGAUUGCCAAAAUCACAGAAAUGAUCCAUACAGCAAGUCUUAUCCACGAUGACUUGAUUGACUCAGCAUCUGUCCGAAGAGGGAAAACAUCGGCUUAUAAAGCCUUUGGACAUAGAGAGGCAAUUUUGGGAGGCGACUUCAUACUGACUCAUUCAUCUCGUUUAUUAGCUCAGAUAGGAGAUACUGGAGUGAUAGCUGUUCUUUCUCAAGUUAUUGAAGAUCUCAUUCAUGGCGAAAUGAUGCAGCUUGCACCCAACAGCGAUGAUGAUGAUAGAAGGUUUCAAACCUAUCUGACGAAAACCUACCGAAAAACAGCGAGUCUUAUUGCUAACAGCUGUAAAGCAGUUGCUAUGUUGACUGUCCCAACGCUAUCACAGCGGCACAUUGAUAAUAUGUACGAAUUUGGCAAACAUUUGGGAAUGGCAUUUCAAUUAAUCGAUGAUGUUUUGGACUUUGUAACUGAUGAGGCGAACCUGGGCAAACCUAGUGGGGCAGACCUACAAAUGGGUCUUGCAACGGGACCUGUGUUAUUUGCUGCCCAAAGAUAUCCUGAACUAAACGCCAUACUUCUGCGUCAAUUCAGUUUAGAUGGGGACACUGAAAGAGCUUUAGAAUUAGUUAAACAGUCCGAUGGAGUUGGUCAGACUCGGAUGUUAGCUGAAUUUCAUUUCCAGGCAGCUCAAAGAUGUUUAUUUCAAUUCAGGGAUUCUUUAUCAAGAAAGGCUCUUUUACAUGUUGCAGCGAAUUUCCUACAACGUGAUCGAUAA